Molecule: messenger RNA, 633 nt
Organism: Miscanthus lutarioriparius
Lineage: Eukaryota; Viridiplantae; Streptophyta; Magnoliopsida; Poales; Poaceae
Source: the annotation of a GenBank genome assembly
AUGGACGACAAGUAUCCCACCAUGCAACUCGGCAGCGGCAGCAACACAGGCUACUCCUACAACGUGACGGGCAUCGACUACUCCAACUCCACCAUCUCCCUCGCCGACCCGGAUGUCCUUGAUGAUGAUAGCUGCCCAUGGGUCGACCACAACGUCACCGUUUCGCCAACGCCAACCUUGUGGCUGAACCUGUCGGAGUACACCGUUGGUUACCUCUUCUUCUUCGCCAACUGCUCCAUCAACAAUCUCUCUGUCCCUGGACAACCUACCAUCCAGCCGAUCGCAUGUGCAAGUUUUGGUGUAGAUGGUUAUUCUUUUGUGAUUCCUUCGGAGGUGCCCCACCAAACUUUGUCACGGGAGUGCAAGCCAGUUAUCCAAGUGCCGGUGCUUCAGAACGCCUCCCUGACGAUCGAUUCGCAAUGGAGCACCAACGGGUACCGCAACGCUCUUAACCAGGGUUUCCAGUUGGGAUGGAACUUGAAUAGGAAGUCCGAGCUGUGUACCAAGUGCGAGGGAUCCAAUGGAGGGUGUGCCUACAGCAGAGUUGGGGAAUUUGCGGGUUGCUUGUGCACCAACGGCCAAGUGAGCGACCAUGAAUGCAGCAACGUUGAACUGCUAGUUGUAGCUUCAUAA